Ciona intestinalis (vase tunicate) is the source of this 1993-nucleotide messenger RNA. Its product is annotated as T-complex protein 1 subunit gamma-like. Gene Ontology annotation, molecular function: ATP-dependent protein folding chaperone; ATP binding; ATP hydrolysis activity. Lineage: Eukaryota; Metazoa; Chordata; Ascidiacea; Phlebobranchia; Cionidae. Gene Ontology annotation, biological process: protein folding. The record is from RefSeq and is a predicted model, not a curated record.
CAUUUAAAACAAACUACGUAUUCCAGCUUAAGCAUUUAAUCCUUCUUUAGUAUUUUUGUUAAAAACUAGUUGGAAAAAAUGUCGGCACCAGUGUUAGUACUCAACCAAAACUCCAAGAGAGAGUCUGGGCGCAAAGUUCAGCUUGGUAAUGUUGCGGCCGCUAAAACUAUUGCGGAUGUGAUUCGGACAUGUUUGGGCCCAAGAUCUAUGCUUAAGAUGCUCAUGGACCCUAUGGGAGGCAUUGUGAUGACAAAUGACGGGAACGCUAUCCUCCGGGAGAUCACAGUCCAACAUCCAGCAGCAAAAUCGAUGAUCGAGAUUAGCAGGACACAAGAUGAAGAAGUGGGAGACGGGACGACUUCAGUGAUCAUCCUGGCAGGAGAGAUGAUGACGGCAGCAGAGCAGUUCUUGGAGCAGAAGAUGCAUCCGACGGUGAUCAUUGCUGCUUAUCGGAAAGCUUUAGACGACAUGCAGGAGAUUUUGGCAGAGCUUAGCGUGAGUAUUGACCCCACUGAGAAGUCAGAAAUGAGGAAGAUCGUAAAAAGUGCGAUUGGUACAAAGUUUAUCAACAAAUGGGCGGACCUGGCAUGCGAUAUGGCGAUCAAGUCUGUUUCGACUGUUGUGCUCGAUAAUCAAAGCACUGGCCGGAGGGAAAUUGAUAUAAAAAGGUACGCAAAGGUGGAGAAAGUGCCAGGGGGGAUUUUGGAGGAUUCUGAGGUUUUGGAUGGUGUGAUGGUCAAUAAAGAUGUGACACAUCCAGCCAUGAGGAGGAAAAUUGAAAAUCCAAGGAUUUUGCUCCUAGAUUGCUCUUUGGAGUACCAAAAGGGUGAGAGCCAGACAGAUAUGGAGCUAAGUAAUGAAACCGAUUUCGAGAAAAUUCUUCAAAUGGAAGAGGAGUACAUUAAGCGGGUCACAAGUGAGAUUAUUUCUCAUAAACCAGAUUUGGUGUUCACUGAAAAAGGGAUUUCGGAUCUGGCGCAAUAUUUCUUGUCAAAAGCGAAUAUCACUGCUAUUCGGAGAUUGAGGAAGUCGGAUAAUAAUAGAAUUGCUCGGGCUUGCGGAGGCACGGUGUGCUCCAGGCCUGAGGAGAUCAGAGAGGAGGAUAUUGGAACCGGAGCUGGGCUCUUCGAAGUCCGGAAGUUUGGAGAAGAGUAUUUUACCUUCAUCACGAAGUGUAAAGAUCCGAAGGCGUGCACUAUUUUACUCCGUGGAGCAAGUAAGGACAUCUUGAUGGAGGUGGAGAGGAAUCUUCAGGAUGCUAUGCAGGUGACGAGGAACGUGAUGAUCAACCCGCAACUUCUUCCAGGUGGUGGCGCUGUGGAGAUGGCUGUUGCUCAAAUAAUGAAGGAGAAGUCGAAAUCCAUGACGGGGGUGGAGCAGUGGCCGUAUCGAGCUGUUGCUGAUGCGUUGGAGAUCAUUCCACGUACGUUGAUACAGAACUGUGGGGCGAGCACUAUCAGAACCAUUACUGCGUUAAGAGCAAAGCAUGCAGCUGAUGGGAACCAAACCUGGGGUGUUAACGGAGAAACCGGGCAAAUUGCUGAUAUGAAGGAUUUAGAUGUUUGGGAGCCUGUCGCAGUGAAACUUCAAACUUAUAAAACAGCCAUGGAGACAGCUAUGCUGCUGCUGCGUAUCGAUGAUAUCGUGUCUGGAACUAAGAAAGCUGAAGGUGGAGAAGGGACUGGCAGUGCUGCACCAACUGGACAGUAAUAUUCAAUUUUGAAAUUCCAUAAAAAAAAUUCCAUUUUGCAUGAAAUUCGUGCAUGCUGUAAUGCAGUGUUGUGUGGCAUAGUGGGAUUCUACUACGCUCAUUUUGCUGUUGUUCGCUUAAAAUUCAUAAACUUGUAGUUCAAAUUGUUUGCCGUACGUUUUUCCCUCUAUGUAAGCUGCUAGAAAUUUCCUAAACCAUUUAAAAGUCGUAAAAACCUAAACCGUUUAUAUCUUUUUUGAAAUUCGUGAAAAACUGAAACUAUUUGUAUCCCCUUUGUUGUAG